AUGUAUCUUUUUAUUAUGUGCAGCGAGGAUCAGUUGAUUCUCGCUUACCUCCGGGAUAAGGCGGAGGUGGAGGUGCUGGAGGAUGCGUGCGAGGAGGAGAUGGAAGAGCUCGUCCCCAACCCUUCUACCCGGACCCUGCUGCCCCUGCGAGCAAGGACAGCAAUGCUUCCUCCUCUCCAGCUGAGGAGUAGGAGGAGGAGGAGGAGGAGGAGGAGGAGGAGGAGGAGGAGGAGGAGGAGGAGGAGGAGGAGAAGGAGGAGGAGGAAACUGAGGAGGACACGGAGGAGGACACGGAGGAGGAGGAGGACUCGGAGGAGGACUCCGAGGAGGACUCCGAGGAGGACGAGGAGAAGGAUGAGGAGGAUGACGAGGAUGAGGGUGAGGAGGAAGGGGGUGCGGUCGCGGAGGAGGUGGGGAGUGGAGCGGGAUGGGAGGAUGAUGGCGACGAGUAGUGGGCAGAAGGGCGAUAUGAUGGGGAGGAGGUGGAGAUCUGGGUUGCUGGACAGGAUUAGGAUGAUAAUGUUCCUGUGCAUGUGCGGUCAUGGGUGUGUUGUCUCUCCCUUAACAUGGAAUAUGACAAUUAUCCAUUGCAUUCGCUGA
Molecule: messenger RNA, 600 nt
Organism: Closterium sp. Yama58-4
Lineage: Eukaryota; Viridiplantae; Streptophyta; Zygnematophyceae; Desmidiales; Closteriaceae
Source: the annotation of a GenBank genome assembly